Molecule: messenger RNA, 1008 nt
Organism: Linum trigynum
Lineage: Eukaryota; Viridiplantae; Streptophyta; Magnoliopsida; Malpighiales; Linaceae
Source: the annotation of a GenBank genome assembly
AUGGCCCCAAACAAUCCCCAACUCCAUCCUGCUGCCACCUUCAACAAUCAAGGGUUUCACAAACCGUCUCGAUACCUUAGGUAUCUCACUCAUUUCUAUAAUCGUCCCCUCUAUCCAUCCUUUCCCAUUCAACCUUCUGCCUUCAGGAAAUAUGAUCUGGAUGUUCCUGAUCUUAUUCACAAGCUUGGCUGGGAUUCUCUAUUUGAGAACCAACGAUUCAGCCAGUGUCCUGAAGGGGUCAGGAUGUUCUAUGCUACCUCUCUCUUGGCUGAAACUCUUGACCUUCCUUGUUUCGGAUCUUCUGCUGCCACCAAUGAUGACUUUGCUUCCAUUGGCUUUGAAUUCGGCUCAGCCAUUGAAUCCCUCACCUAUGACAUUGGGAGAUACUACCCUUCCAAACUAACUGUGGGUCGCCUUGCAGAUAAGUUUAAAUUACUUCACUUUUUCAUCACAAGGGUUCUGCUUCCUCGUAGUAUUUUCUCCGCUGAACUUGUGCAUCCUGCUAAUGCCUGGAUCAUGGUGAAUGCUUGUGAUGGGGUCAAACUUAACUUCUCUAAGCUCAUGUUUGCUCAUAUGAUUAAGUAUGGCGACGAGAAUUAUUCUGGCCCUCUUCCUUUUGGCCCCCAAAUCACUCGUCUGCUGUAUCGAGUUGGAAUUGACCUUCGCGAUAAAUGGCUGGUGUGUGAUGUUCGAGAAGAUCUGCGUGCUCAACACAUUCUUACUCGUGUUGACACCCAGGUUGGUAGGAGAAAGCCUGCCGUUUGCUCAGGGGGAGAGUCUGCUGAUGCUACUGCUGACGAUCCUAAGCAGUUGAUUCCUGCCCUUGUGGAGGCUGCAUCUGCAGUACUCAACAGACAAAUCACUGCUAUAAAGCGCAAAGAACUAGCCAGCUUAGAAUUCCAUCAUGGUCGGAUCAAGAUGGAAAAGGAGUCUGAGUUAUCCAACACUCAGGAGGAAGAAGCAGAGGGCAUAUCGGAUUAUGAGUCGCCACCCGAAUAUGCUUUUUAA